Molecule: messenger RNA, 2447 nt
Organism: Elaeis guineensis (African oil palm)
Lineage: Eukaryota; Viridiplantae; Streptophyta; Magnoliopsida; Arecales; Arecaceae
Source: RefSeq, a predicted model, not a curated record
CAAACCCACGCACCUUGCCACCAAGAAAAAAAAAGAAAUGUUAUGCGAAAUACCCCUUAUCGAACAUUAGUACCCACAUAAUGUUACACCACAUCAUUCGCCUUCGAGAAUCAAGAAAAACCCAGGGAGGCCGCGUCGGCAACCGAUAUCCCCACCCUUGAUUCCGGCGACGACGGCCGCGAUGUCCCCUUCCUUCCCUCUCUCCUCCUCCUCCUCGGAGAAAGCCCGAGACGGUGAUGGCCCCCCGUUCCUGCACUCCGCCGGUCGUUCUCUGCAAUCUCUCACCGCCAAUAUCCUUUCUUUCCUUCCUUUCCCUCCACUCAACCCCAGUCGCAACGCUACCGCCAAGUCCCCGCCGCUACCGGCGGUGGUGCCGGUAUGCCCUCCUCUUUGCACCUCCUCAUCGCCGCCUUGCUCCUCCGCCAUGAUGGUGCCGCUUCUCCUCCCUUUCUCGUCGUCCUCCUGUUCGUCCUCCUCCGAUUACCAGAGCCAGAUCCGGAGCUCGGGGAGAUCGGCCACGGCCUCGCCGUCGUCGGCCAUCAGGAGCUUGUCUUCGGGAGUGAAGAUAGAGGGGCUCAGCUCGAGCUCCAAGGGUGGCGGGGGCCCCGCCUUCGUGGGGCAGGUCUUCAGCAUGCUGGAUCCCUCCGGCAACGGUCUCAUGGCUGUCACCACCCACUUCGACAUCCCCUUCCUCUCCAAAAGAACACCUGAGUGGAUCAAAAAGAUGCUUGCAACAGUUACCAAGAGCGAACAGAAAGGUCCUGUCUUUCGGUUUUUCAUGGAUUUAAGUGAUGCAGUUGCAUAUGUUAAACGACUGAAUAUUCCAACUGGCAUGGUGGGUGCUUGCCGACUUGAUGUAGCUUAUGAACAUUUCAAGGAAAAGCCUCAUAUGUUCCAAUUCGUUCCGAAUGAAAAACAGGUCAAGGCAGCCAAUAAACUUCUUAGGAGAAUCCCACAAAAAAGUGGGAGAAGAAAGAUUGCUGGGGUUCCUGUAUUCACAGCUCGGAAUUUAAAUAUUGCAAUAGCAACAAAUGAUGGAAUAAAAUGGUAUACACCUUAUUUUUUUGAUAAAAGCUUGCUAGACAAUAUUCUUGAAGCUUCAGUUGAUCAGCACUUUCACACGUUGAUCCAAAAUAGACACAGACAGCGACGGCGAGAUGUAAUUGAUGAUGGCCUGGCUGCGGAAGUGGUUGAGGAAAAUGGGGAUAGCUUGUUUGAACCUCCAGAGGUCCAAGAAGUGCUUGAUGAAUUGGGCCAUUCUGGAAUACCACUUAGUGUGAUUUCAAAAGCUGCUGAGAUUCAGCUCCUUGAUGUUGUUGACAAAAUUCUUCUCGGCAACAAGUGGUUGAGAAAAGCCACUGGGAUCCAACCAAAGUUUCCUUAUCUGGUAGACACAUUUGAAGAAAGGAGUGCUGCUUCAUUUUCAAAGGCAACCAUGUCCACCAGUGGCACUGCUAAGUUGGAAGGCGCUGACAAUGACCAGCCUGAUCUGCCACAUGGUGCUUCAGGGAGUUCAAAUGAAAAUGCUGAAGCUCUCCAUGGCCAGCCAACAAGUCACAAUGAUUUUCAGUUCCCUUACGACAGCUGGUUUCCAAAUCCGUGGUCAAAAAUACAUGGAAAACGGCAAAUACCAGACGAUAAGAUCAAGUCAAGCACGGAUGGAGAUGGUAGCAAUGAAAUUCCACUGAAUCCCCUACUCCCGAAAAUCACGAUGGUUGGCAUCUCAAUGGGUGAUGGGGGGCAGGUGAGCAGAGCCAGCUUGAAGAAGACAAUGGAAGACCUGACAAAGGAGCUUGAGCAAGCAAGCCAAAAAUCAACAGAACUUAAUGAAGACAAGGAUCCCCUGUUUGUUGCAAAUGUGGGUGACUACUCUACUAUCACAAGGAUGGCAUCUUCAUGACAGGCAUUUCUUGGUGGAGAAUCAGCCAGAAUCACCACCUUACAUCAUGUUCCAUGAAGGACCAAAGACAUGCAUGCACCAGCUCCUUUAGGAAAGCUUCUCAUUCAUUGGAUGCACUAUACAUUGGAUCUUACACAAGAAUCACAUUUUGAUCAGUUAUUUAUCCACCAUUGCCGACUUGAAGGAACCGCAAUGAUUUCACCUACAGCAGGUGGUUUCAUAUAGAUCUGAAUUCGUUGGAGCCACUGAGUUUGCUAUUUUUUACAGCCAAUUCAAGAAAGCUAUGCGAAGUCUUCGUGCGAGUGAUGAGAAUAGCUUGAAACAAUUCCACUCUUCAUUUGUAGUGUGAUUUUGUUGUACUAUACCACAGUGUAGGCACAUUCAGCUGCCUGUAACUUUGUGGCCUCUGGAACAGUGUUAGUGCGUUAUGGAAUCAUUAGUGCAAGUUGUAUUUGGCCAGGUUACUUUAUGUUUUCAGGUCCCUUAAGUGUCUCUGUUACGCUUGCUUUUCCCUGGAAUGAAUUAAGCGGUUAUUAACGGUUGCGAA